Messenger RNA from Cuscuta campestris, 2560 nucleotides. The record is from the annotation of a GenBank genome assembly. NCBI's taxonomy places the organism in Eukaryota, Viridiplantae, Streptophyta, Magnoliopsida, Solanales, Convolvulaceae.
GUCUAUUAUAGUUUGACCGGUCAAGUAAUUUACACCAUCAUUUUUGGCGCCGACCGUGGGACCGUUAAGGUUUCUUCUCCUAAACACAAACCUACCCACCAAAACACCACUCGAAAUGUCUUCCAGCCAACAAAUCAACGCUACUUCCGCUCAGGUGCAGGCCACCAACGAGGGAGCCAGCAUCCCUGUGGCUGCUACCAUACUGGUCAUUUCAGCCCCUGUGUUGCCUCUGGGUCUGAGCUCUGUCCCGACGGCCAGCGUGAUCAGUCCCUUCGUGACCCCCGUCCCUUCCGCUGGACCGAGGGUAACGUUCCCACCAAGCAUGACUCAGUUCAUGAAUGACCCAGCCAACCUACAAGCCAUCCAGGGCUUUGGCCAGGUCAUGGCCAUGUGCCAGCAGAACGGGGGGAUGCCUUUCCUCUCUGGUAUGUUCCCAUUCGCCCUUCCAGGCGCGGGGACCAUGCCUCUACAAGCUCCAAUGGCGGUGACGUCGUUCCAGACGCCGAUGUCGCAACCAUCACCUUUCCAACCCCAGCUGGUCAGCACCAUGGCCCCUGUCAACUUGGCCGGUGCACUUAACGCUGUAGGGCCGUCGCGUCCCCCGCAAGCUACGGAUCCGCAGAUCACUCCUGAUGGUCACUGCGUCUCGAUUGAGAGCGAUGACGGCGAGGUGCGGGAGGCCGAGCCUGCCCGCACACGGCGCUCCCGGUCUAACCGGCAGGAGCCAGCAAGGACGGGGGCCUCCCACCAGGAAGGGGAGGCAGAAAGCCAGCCCAGGUUACCGGUGGCGAACCGGUUAACCAUCCCAAACGAUCGCGUCCAGCAGAUGGAGGCAAAGCUGGAAAGGCUGGAAAAGAAGGUCGGGGAGAAGAAUGACCGGGACAAACCCCUGGCAAGGUCCCCGUUCACCACAAGGGUCCAUCUGACACCUUUCCCGCGAAAGGUCAAGAUCGACGCCCCCAGAUUCACCGGGAAGGAAGAUCCGGAAAUCCACCUGGACUCCUUCAACCAGAGUGCGACCAUAACGGUUGCACCGAUGAAGAAAAGUGCCUACUUUUCUUCCAAACCUUGCGGAACCGAGCCACUGAAUGGUUCAAUAAGCUUCGCCCGGGAAGCAUUGACUCGUUCAGUGAUUUGGCCUCAAAAUUCAAGGCCAAGUUCCAGGAGAAUUGUACUAAGAGGAAGAAGUUCACCUAUCUUAGUACAGCCGGGCAGAGGGAGUCUGAGAACCUCACUCAGUUCCUUACCCGGUGGAAGGAAGAGGGGGGUCAAUGUCAUCUCCCAAGAGAUCACAAAGCGAGAGACCCGGGAGAAACUGGAGCCCGAGGCUGAGACGGUGGAAAUCGAACUUCACCCGAGUGAUUCUUCGAGGAUGGUCAGAAUUGGAGCAAAUCUCCCCGAGGAUCUCAAGGAGCAGAUUACACGGGUCCUCCAAGAAUACGCGGGCAUAUUCGCAUGGAGCGUGGCGGAUAUGCCCGGGAUAGAUCGCUCUGUUAUCUGCCACCGGUUGGCCGUGAGAGAAGGAGGUCGACCGGUACGCCAAAAGAAGCGGUACCUGGCCAGUGACCGGCGAGAUUUCGUCAAGAGGGAAGUGAAAGACCUCCUCAGUGUUGGUCACAUCCGGGAAGUCAAUAAGCCCACUGAGCAAUGGUGGGAGAUGGCAGUUGAUGGGGCAUCCGGUCCUUGGGGAUACGUGGGUGGUAUCGUGUUCACCACCACAGAAGGGUUCAAGAUCUACCAUGCAAUCGUCUUCAACUUCAAACUGACGAACAAUGAGGCAGAAUAUGAAGCUCUGGCUGGAGGGCUCAGACUUGCCCAAGCCCUGAAAAUCAGCCGGGUCAGCAUCAAAUCUGACUUUAACCUGAUAGUUGGGCAAGUGACCGGUAACAUGGAAGCAAGGGAAGGACGAAUGGCACAAUACAAGGACCUUGUACAUGCCCCGUUGAGAGGCUUCGAAGAGUUUAAGAUCGCCCAAAUUCCCCGUGCGGAAAACGCGGAUGCAGACCUUCUCUCCAAAUUGUCGCAGUAUGCUCCCGAGCAUGUUUCAAAACUUGCCCGGGUAGAGAUCCUUGACCGCGCAAACAUCAAAAAAUUGGAAGUCGCCGCUAUAACGGCCGGAAGCCAAUUUGACCGGUCAAACUUGGUCGGGGCGGACGAUCAUUGGAUGUAUGAUCUGAUGGAAUAUUUGGUGGAUGGGAGCUUACCAGAACAAGAUGACCGGGCAAGAAAAGUGAAGCUCAGGGCACCCCGAUUCCAGAUUCUUGAUGGAAAGCUGUAUAAAAGGGCAUUUGGGGGGCCACUCCUGAUAUGUCUAACCAACCGGGAGGCUGAGCGAGUCAUCGCGGAGGUCCACGAAGGCGUAUGCGCGGCGCAUCAAAUGUCCCCCGGCGCCGUCAGAUUGAUUGGGGACUAAAAAGAUGCCCAUUAAAAGAAAUAGAAGGGGAUCGUCCACCGUGGCGCAUCCUAUAUCCCCCUUCUCAGGGAAGACUUGAACGGGGGGUGAGCUAAGGCCUUCCCGGGAUGGUAGAAAUCAAAGGGCCAUUAAAAGACUUAAUCACCC